Funneliformis geosporum is the source of this 376-nucleotide messenger RNA. NCBI's taxonomy places the organism in Eukaryota, Fungi, Glomeromycota, Glomeromycetes, Glomerales, Glomeraceae. The record is from the annotation of a GenBank genome assembly.
AAUUUUGACUAAUGGGAGGUUUGAACAAAGCAAAUUAGAUGGGGAGUUAUCAAAAAGUGAUGAGUAUGAGAAAUUAGUAAAAGAUAAUAGUCCAGACUUGGUUAAUAGUGAUGGCGACAAAAUCGAUCAAACAAAGAUCGAUGGAUUAAAAACUGCUGGCGGUGAUGCAGCAAAUGCCAUUACCACAUUAGGUGUAGGCGAUUUAAAAGAUGAUACUUUAAAAGCCAAGUUAGGUAAUAAGAAGUUAUCUGAUAUUCCUGAUUCCAAGAACUUAGAAAGUUUGUUAAAAACAAACGAAGAUCUAGAAAAGUUAUUGAAAGGAGUUGGUAUAGAUCCAACUAACUUUGCCGAAACAGCAAAGCAGAUUAAAAAAUGA